CUUUUUUUAAUGCUCCAUCCAUUUAAUCUAUAUAUGGCAGAAGUAUGAAUUCCAAUAAGCUGUUUCCCUUACCAGACAUCCUCUAUGAGACAUUAAUUUCUCCUAUUUUCUUGGACUAAUGUCUGGUUUUUUCCCUUGUUUCUCCGGAAACCUCAAAUUCCCUAACAGAAAUAACUGCCUUUGACAAAUUUCAGCCCAUGUCUUUAACUCCUCAAUCUAAUAAGUAUUGACAUUCUUCAGGCCAACAGUGCUUGUUCUUGUUUUUCAUAAUUUGCAAGGAGAGGGUCAAUUAAUUCUAUAGGCCCUUCUCCAUUCCUUAUAACAAAUUAAGAAAAAAAUUGAGAAAGUGAUUGAAUUGGAGAGCUUGGUUUUUUGUAUAAAAAAUGGCAAAUAAGAAAAAAAUUGGCGCACUUGGUAUUUCUUCUAUAUUAUUGGUAGCCAUGGUGGUUGCUCUUACCAUCGGUACCCGGGAAAACAAAGAAACCGAUAGUUCUCGUCGCCAGGACAUAUCUUCUUCUUUGAAGGCCAUCCAAACUCUCUGUGGAUCAACGGACUACCAAGAAACUUGCGUCGAUACCCUCAAAUCUUCGGAUAAAAUAACUAGCGACCCCAAAGAACUCAUAGAGCUCGCUUUUGAAGCAACGAUCAAGUACAUUGAAGAUGCUGCUAAGAACUCGACUGUCUUGCAAAAGCUUCAAAGCAAUCCCCGGGCAAAAUCAGCUCUCGAUAACUGCCACGAGCUAGCAAAUCGUGCAGUUAACGACCUCAGGAGAUCGUAUAACAAGUUUAAGGAAUUUGAUGUAGCUCGUUUUAAUGCCAUGCUGUCUGAUUUGAAGAUUUGGCUUAGUGGAGCCAUCACAUAUCAAGAAACAUGCUUAGAUGGAUUUGAAGAUGUCCCUGGAGAUGCAGAGGAGAAAAUGAGGGAGGCUUUGAAAAUAGCCAUGGAAUUAACAAGCAAUGGUUUGGCUAUGGUGACUGAAAUAUCGACUGUGAUCGAGUCUUUGGGUGUACAAGGAUUUAACAAUCGUCGUCUCCUUUCCGAAGACAUUUCUAUUAUGGGACAUCGCGGUGAAAUUCCCGACUGGAUUGACAUUGAAAGGCGUGAACUUCUUAGUUCCAAGCCUAAUAAAAUCGAGCCUGAUCUUGUUGUAGCGAAGGACGGGUCUGGGAAGUACAGUACCAUUAACCAAGCUUUGAAAGACAUUCCGAAAAAUGGCAACAAGACUUUUGUGCUGUACAUCAAAGAGGGUGUAUAUGAAGAGAAGGUGCAGUUCGACAGCAGUAUGAAUCAUUUGUUCGUAAUUGGCGAUGGCUCGACCAAGACGAAGAUAACUGGACAUCUGAACUUCAUAGAUGGAACUAACACCUACCAGACGGCAACAGUCGCCGUACAAGCUGACAGUUUCAUGGCCAAGGAUAUUGGAUUCGAAAACUCAGCUGGUGCCGAAAAGCAUCAGGCAGUGGCAUUGCGUGUCAGCGCAGACAAGGCAAUCUUCUACAAUUGCCAGAUGGAUGGCUACCAAGACACGCUUUACGCACACACAUACCGCCAAUUCUAUAGGGACUGCGUAAUCUCAGGUACUGUCGAUUUCAUUUUUGGCGAUAGCGCUGCUGUUUUCCAGGGAUGCACAUUGGUGGUUCGAAAGCCUUUGGACAAUCAGCAAAACAUUGUGACAGCACAAGGCAGGAAGGAUGAUGAAAUGUGGUUUGUUUGUUUUUGA
This is a messenger RNA of Olea europaea var. sylvestris, 1721 nucleotides long. RefSeq names its product putative pectinesterase/pectinesterase inhibitor 28. NCBI's taxonomy places the organism in Eukaryota, Viridiplantae, Streptophyta, Magnoliopsida, Lamiales, Oleaceae. The transcript is spliced from 3 exons. The record is from RefSeq and is a predicted model, not a curated record. Bases 384 to 1721 code for a protein of 445 amino acids. Gene Ontology annotation, biological process: cell wall modification. Gene Ontology annotation, molecular function: pectinesterase inhibitor activity; pectinesterase activity.